This is a messenger RNA of Trematomus bernacchii (emerald rockcod), 2198 nucleotides long. Its product is annotated as ice-structuring glycoprotein-like. NCBI's taxonomy places the organism in Eukaryota, Metazoa, Chordata, Actinopteri, Perciformes, Nototheniidae. Gene Ontology annotation, molecular function: serine-type endopeptidase activity. The record is from RefSeq and is a predicted model, not a curated record. The annotation marks the transcript as partial. The transcript is spliced from 6 exons. Gene Ontology annotation, biological process: proteolysis.
GCUGCAACAGCUGCAACAGCGGCAACACCUGCAUUGAUUUUUGCUGCCACAGCUGCAACACCUGCAACAGCGGCAACAGCUGCAACAGCUGCAACAGCGGCAACACCUGCAUUGAUUUUUGCUGCCACAGCUGCAACAGCUGCAACAGCGGCAACAGCUGCAACAGCUGCAACAGCGGCAACACCUGCAUUGAUUUUUGCUGCCACAGCUGCAACACCUGCAACAGCGGCAACAGCGGCAACAGCGGCAACAGCUGCAACAGCUGCAACAGCUGCAACAGCUGCAACAGCGGCAACAGCUGCAACAGCGGCAACAGCUGCAACAGCUGCAACAGCUGCAACAGCGGCAACAGCGGCAACAGCUGCAACAGCUGCAACAGCGGCAACAGCGGCAACAGCUGCAACAGCGGCAACAGCUGCAACAGCUGCAACAGCGGCAACAGCGGCAACAGCUGCAACAGCGGCAACAGCUGCAACAGCUGCAACAGCGGCAACAGCUGCAACAGCUGCAACAGCGGCAACAGCUGCAACAGCUGCAACAGCGGCAACACCUGCAUUGAUUUUUGCUGCCACAGCUGCAACACCUGCAACAGCGGCAACAGCUGCAACAGCUGCAACAGCUGCAACAGCGGCAACAGCGGCAACAGCGGCAACAGCUGCAACAGCAGCAACAGCGGCAACAGCUGCAACAGCGGCAACAGCUGCAACAGCUGCAACAGCGGCAACAGCGGCAACAGCGGCAACAGCUGCAACAGCUGCAACAGCUGCAACAGCGGCAACAGCUGCAACAGCUGCAACAGCGGCAACAGCGGCAACAGCGGCAACAGCUGCAACAGCGGCAACAGCUGCAACAGCUGCAACAGCUGCAACAGCGGCAACAGCUGCAACAGCUGCAACAGCGGCAACAGCUGCAACAGCUGCAACAGCGGCAACACCUGCAUUGAUUUUUGCUGCCACAGCUGCAACACCUGCAACAGCGGCAACAGCUGCAACAGCUGCAACAGCUGCAACAGCGGCAACAGCGGCAACAGCGGCAACAGCUGCAACAGCAGCAACAGCGGCAACAGCUGCAACAGCUGCAACAGCGGCAACAGCUGCAACAGCUGCAACAGCGGCAACAGCGGCAACAGCGGCAACAGCUGCAACAGCUGCAACAGCUGCAACAGCGGCAACAGCUGCAACAGCUGCAACAGCGGCAACAGCGGCAACAGCGGCAACAGCUGCAACAGCUGCAACAGCUGCAACAGCGGCAACAGCGGCAACAGCGGCAACAGCGGCAACAGCUGCAACAGCUGCAACAGCGGCAACAGCUGCAACAGCGGCAACAGCUGCAACAGCUGCUGCAGUUCCCCGUGAAGAUGGCAGGAUCAUUGGCGGUUAUGAGUGUUCGCCUCACUCUCGUCCAUACAUGGCCUCCCUCAACUACGGGUACCACUUCUGUGGCGGGGUGCUGAUCAACAAUCAGUGGGUGCUCUCUGUUGCCCACUGUUGGUACAAUCCCUAUUCCAUGCAGGUCAUUCUGGGCGAUCACAACUUGCGAGUGUUUGAGGGAACAGAGCAGCUCAUGAAGACCGACACCAUCAUCUGGCAUCCUAGCUAUGACUACCAGACUCUGGAUUUCGACAUCAUGCUGAUCAAGCUGUACCACCCAGUGGAGGUGACGGAGGCGGUCGCCCCCAUCCCGUUGCCCACAGGGCGUCCCUAUGCAGGGCUUUCCUGCUCUGUGUCCGGCUGGGGUAACACCAACCUUGGAGGAGAGGUGUACAUGCCCACCCUCCUUCAGUGUUUGAACGUGCCCAUAGUGGACCAGCAGGUCUGUGAGAACGCCUAUCCUGGCAUGAUCUCCCCCAGGAUGGUGUGUGCCGGAUACAUGGAGGGAGGCAAAGACGCAUGCAAUGGUGACUCUGGCAGCCCUCUGGUGUGUGACGGAGAGUUGCACGGCCUGGUGUCAUGGGGUCAGGGAUGUGCCGAGCCAAACUAUCCCGGGGUCUACGUCAAACUGUGUGAGUUCCACUCCUGGUUUGAAGAGGUCCUGGCAGCCAAUCCCUAAAGAAAUUACCAGUUUAUUUUCUUCACUUCUCCCACUGGUUCACAGCCCUGGUUUUUAUUUUUCAGUCUUCUCUCUGGUGCCAAUCAAGACUCUUAACACACAUGUGCCAGAAUGUUGAAAACUAAAUAAAAUCACUUGGUAUUCACUUG